AAUAAAUAUAACCUAUGCAAUCCUAACCAAGAAAUUUGUUUACAUUUCACUUUAAUCUCAAAUAUCUUCUAAUAUGUACAUAUUCAUUAUUUAAGGAGUGAUUUAAUAAGAAUAUGUUACAGAAAACAAUUCUGAGAUUAAAAUGCAUCACACAAUCGAUGCAGUUUCGCUCUUUAACGAAACUCUCAAUGGAUCUGGAAGAAAAAUCUAAUAAGAUGCAAGCUUGGCAGAUACAUUCGUAUAAUGGAUUGGAAGAUUUAAGACUAUCAAAUGUCAGAAUACCGGUAAUUAUGCAACCAACAGAUGUUUUGGUAAAGGUUGAAGCUGCUAGUGUGAAUCCCAUUGAUGUUGCGAUGACAAGUGGUUAUGGUACAACUCUUUUAAAUUUAAUGCGUAAAGCCAAGAAUUGCACUGGCGGAACAUACAAUGAAUUAGACUUGCCAUUGACAUUAGGCAGAGACUUUACAGGGGUAAUAGUAUCAAAGGGACAUGAUGUGGGAAGCCGGCUCGAGUUAGGUGAAGAAGUUUGGGGAGUAGUUCCAAUGGAACAACAAGGCUGUCAUGCAAAUUAUGUCGUGGUUAACAGUAAUCUAGUAAAUCCAUGUCCUCGAAAUUUAUCUCAUACAGAGGCUGCAAGUAUUUUAUUUGCUGGACUGACUGCAUGGUCUGCACUGUGGAUUACAGGAGGGCUAUCUUAUAAAACGGCGAUGGUCACAAGGUUAAAUAGACGUGUUCUAGUUAUGGGAGGUUCGGGUGGAGUCGGAACCUUGGCUGUACAAUUGCUGAAAGCUUGGAACAUGCAUGUAAUUAGCACGUGCAGCAGUGAUGCCAUGGAUUUGCUACAAAGUUUAGGUGCUGAUAUCGUUAUUGAUUAUAAGCAAGAUGAUGCCGAUUCAAAAAUUAUUUCGGAAGGACCGUAUGACAUAAUCUUAGAUUGCGCCAAUCGAGGGCCGGAGCACGUCAGAAUGAAAGGAUAUCCGCACAGUACUUACAUAGGUUUAAAUUCGCCACUGUUAAAAAAUACUGAUCAACAUGGGCUAGUCAUAGGAAUGGCAAAGAAUGUGCAAGAUUUUUUAAAAUAUAAUAUUCCAAAGGCAGAAAAUAAAAGCUGUGUAAAAUGGGGAUUUUUUAUACCCUCCCAAUCUGGAAUUAAUGUUCUUCAAAAACUUGUAGAAAAUAAAGAAAUUGUUCCUGUUGUUCAACAAGUGUACCCUUUUCAAGAUUUGCCACUGGCAUAUGAAAAAAUGAAGCAAGGCCAUUUAAGAGGUAAACUCGUCAUUGACAUGAGAUAGCAACAUACUAUCAUUUAAUUAAAUAGAUGCAAUAUUUAUAUCAUAAAUAUCUAUUUUGUAAAAAUUGUAUAGUUUAUUUAUCACAAAUAGCUAUUUCCUACAUAAUCUUUACAGUACUUGUUAUAUUUUUCACUUCUUGUAUUGUAUCAAUACCAAAAACUUUGUUCGUAACUUCCUCCCAACAGUUUGUUGCGAGUUCUGUCGCCCUUUCUGUACCUUUCUUCAAAAUUUCGUCCAAAUAAGUAGGAUCUUUGAUUAAUCUCAAUAUAUCCUCACGAAUUGGAGAUAAUUUCUCAAUUACUACAUCCGCUAACACCAAUUUAUAUCUAUGAAAUAGAGAUAAGAAUUUACAUCAACAAGAAACUUCAAAAUUUGCUUAUUAACUAGUGAACUCCAGAAAGUUUGUUACACACGCGCGUGUGAGUACAAUUUUUUUUUAAUUAUAAAAAUUAUAUAAUA
This is a messenger RNA of Nylanderia fulva, 1751 nucleotides long. RefSeq names its product NAD(P)H oxidoreductase RTN4IP1, mitochondrial. Gene Ontology annotation, cellular component: mitochondrion. NCBI's taxonomy places the organism in Eukaryota, Metazoa, Arthropoda, Insecta, Hymenoptera, Formicidae. Gene Ontology annotation, molecular function: oxidoreductase activity. The record is from RefSeq and is a predicted model, not a curated record.